Suillus discolor is the source of this 2352-nucleotide messenger RNA. RefSeq lists its product as uncharacterized. NCBI's taxonomy places the organism in Eukaryota, Fungi, Basidiomycota, Agaricomycetes, Boletales, Suillaceae. The transcript has 8 exons. The record is from RefSeq and is a predicted model, not a curated record. The coding region runs from base 1 to 2352 and encodes 783 amino acids.
AUGAGUGCUAUUACAGGUAGACCAUGUGAUGUAAAUGGUGUAUUCCUCCCCCCUGGUGCUCCACCUCCACCUCCUGAGAAUCUCGCACCUGAUGACUGGACGCCUUUUCGAAACCGCACAGAAUUUGAAACGGCCGAGUUCCUUUACAAGCACAAUCAAAUGCCAGCUGGUCAAAUUGACCGGCUACUGGAUCUAUGGGCAUCUACCCUUGCGAAGCACAACGACAACCCGCCGUUUGCAGAUCACCGUGAUCUGUACCACGUCAUUGACAGUUCGCCCUUUGGGGAUGUACCAUGGCAACGUUUUACGGUCGCCUAUGAUGGCGAGAGACUUGCAGAUGAGGACAAGCCCUGGAUGGACAGCGAAUACGAAGUCUGGUUCUGCGACCCACGUGAAGUUGCGCGUAAUAUGCUCGCAAAUUCGACUUACGCUAACGAGAUAGAUUACUGCCCGUAUAGGGAGUAUUCAACUGAGGGCAACAAGCGCCAAUGGAAGGAUUUCAUGUCUGGCGACUGGGUGUGGAAUCAAGCAGACGAAAUCGCGAAAGACCCGAGCACUCUCGGGUCGACAUUUGUCCCUGUCAUCCUUGGCAGCGACAAAACGACAGUUUCAGUCGGAACGGGUAACAACGAGUACUACCCGCUCUAUGCUUCCAUUGGGAACAUCCACAAUAACGUUCGAAGAGCGCAUCGCGAUGGUGUGGCCUUAUUCCAUUCGUCCCUUUCCAAAAUUCUUGAUCCGCUCAAGCCGGGCAUGACGACUCCCGAAGUAACGUGUUUCGGAGAUGGCCACUACCAGCAUGUCAUAUAUGGACUAGGGCCUUACAUAGCGGAUUAUGAAGAGCAAGUUUUAUUAGCAUGCAUUGUCCGUAAUUGGUGUCCAAAGUGUGUUGCAAAUCGCGAAGAUCUCGACGAAGAUGUGCUGCCCCGUAGCCGCGAAUAUACAGAGGCACUCGUUGAAGAAGCUCCCUCAGGAGAUCUUUGGGAAGACUUCGGAAUAGUCGUGCAACUUGUGCCAUUCACAAACGACUUUCCCCGAGCCGAUAUCCAUCAAAUGAUAUCACCAGAUAUCCUCCAUCAACUUAUAAAAGGCGCCUUCAAGGAUCACCUCGUGACAUGGGUCGAGAAGUACCUCCGUCAGACACACAACAAAUGGAAGGCACAGAAAAUUAUGGAUGAUAUUGACCGCAGAUUCAAACAGUGGACAGGAGAUGACUCCAAGGCCUUGAUGAAAGUCUAUUUACCUGCUAUCGAGGGCCAUGUACCUCAAGACGUUGUUCGCGCCUUUCGUGUGCUUCUAGAUUUUUGUUAUCUAGUCCGUCGCAAUAUCAUCACCGAAGACUCUCUACUUCAAAUCGAAGACGCACUCUCUCGUUUUCACCGUUACCGUGAAAUCUUCAGGACAACGGGUGUCGUCCUUCACUUCUCCUUACCUCGUCAACACUCGCUCAUGCACUAUGUUCGAAACAUUCAACUCUUUGCUGCACCCAACGGUCUCUGCUCAUCAAUCACCGAGAACAAGCACAUCAAAGCGGUCAAGGAGCCCUGGCGACGAUCGAGCCGUUACAAUGCACUUGGUCAGAUAUUACUGACCAAUCAACGGCUCGACAAACUUUCAGCACUGCGAGUCAACUUCAUGCGUCGGGGGAUGCUCACUGGCACUUGUCUCUCAGCAGUCAAUGCCUUAGAGGGCAAAAAUCGCGCUCAAACCAUUCCUGAACUCGCUGAUGAACUUGAUAUUCCUCACCUAUCUGACCUUCUCAGACGCUUCUUAUUUCAACAGACGCAUCCUGAUGAUCCCCGCGAUCCAUCCGAUAUCCCUCUUGCUGAAUGUCCCCUCUAUCUCAGCAAAAUUGCGGUCUUCAACUCGGCAUCAUCGCGAUUUUAUGCGCCAAGCAAUUUGAGUGGUAUUGGUGGCAUGCGCACUGAACACAUCCACUCUUGUCCCUCCUGGCGAGGUGGGCAUUCACGCAACGACUGUGUCUUUGUCAACACAGACUCUAGUCUACCUGGCAUGCAAGGUCUCGAAGUCGCGCGCGUUCGCGCAUUUUUUUCAUUCCAGUACCGGGGUGAAGUGUAUCCCUGCAUUGUGGUUCACUGGUUCGACAAAAUCGGCGAUGCUGCAGACGAAGACACGGGAAUGUGGAUGGUUCAUCCAGGAGAGGGUGCAAACAAUACUGCUGAGUACGCGAUCAUUCAUAUUGACGCCAUUUAUCACGCUGCCCAUCUUAUUCCCGUGUACAGCACGGAAUUCCUGCCUCCAGAGCUCAAAUUUUAUCAUUCCUAUGAUGCAUUCUGCGCCUACUAUGUCAAUAAAUACGCUGACCAUCACGCCUUUGAGAUUGCAUUUUGA